AUGGAGUCACCAAAUGAAGAAGGAAGAGAUGGUCGUCCACCCAGCUCCCCCGGAGAAAUUAUGCGCACUGAGAGUUCACCUGAUUACGGAGAAUUCGGUGAAUACCUCACCCCGAGAAGUCGAAUGAAACGGAAACGGACGGUGAUUCGAACUCUUCAGAUUCGAGGGAUACACUAAGGUGCGAACCAGUGUGUUCGAAAUGGUCCGCACAUUUGUGGGUAUGUGAAUGUGUUUGUAGUUGGUUUAUUUAGACAUUUAGAUACUAAAUAGACGUGAUUUUAGUUCUCGGAUUGCUCGGAUAUCGUGACGAAGGAAAUAAUGAAGAUGGAGUCGACCUUUUGCAGCAUCACAAUGACCAUACGCAAGAAGAAGCUGGAACUUGCUGACUACCCACAAUGGGAAGGGCUACUGAAGUUCCUGGAAGAAAGCAAUUGCAUCAGUACCAAAUCCUGGUUGACCCCUCACACGGACAUGGAAGUUGAGUGUCAAACGCGAGAGAGCGACUUCUUACACUUUACGAAUCGUCUUGGAUUCGAAUUAAAAGGAUCGUCGAACAGAUGUGUGAUGUUGAGAGAGUUGCCCCGUCUGAUUCCACAAUCAAUGUCCGUCUGCUACUUUGUUGGGAACCGAGACUGUGGGUUUUUCCGUCAUUAUUGUUGUGAUUAUAGGUCGUACUAUCUGUCCUGGAGUCGUCCCUCGUGUAAAGAACAACGUGAUCGUUUAUCGCACCCGAGCCGAUGCAAAUGCUGCAAACGAAGAACUCGGUCCCACUCAGUAUUACUUCUUCAGACCUUCUUUGGAUUUCGAUGGCGAUAGUUACGCGGAGAGCCUUUCGACCCCUCGAAGAACGCCCUCGACGUCCACCUGA
Molecule: messenger RNA, 868 nt
Organism: Bursaphelenchus xylophilus (pine wood nematode)
Lineage: Eukaryota; Metazoa; Nematoda; Chromadorea; Rhabditida; Aphelenchoididae
Source: the annotation of a GenBank genome assembly